UUAUCAAGACCUUAAUACAGCAGAAGUAAACUGUCUGUGUUUAAAACAGUACAUAUUAAAAAUAAUUGUAUUCAUAUUUUGACAAUGUUGAGUUAAUCAGUUUACAAAUAUCAUGGCUGCAACGAGGAAAUUGCAAGGUGAAAUCGAUAGAUGUCUCAAAAAAGUAUCGGAGGGUGUUGAAACAUUUGAAGAUAUUUGGCAAAAAGUUCACAAUGCUACUAAUAGUAAUCAAAAAGAAAAGUAUGAAGCAGAUCUCAAAAAAGAAAUUAAAAAACUUCAAAGGUUACGAGAUCAAAUCAAAAGUUGGAUUGCCUCGGGUGAAAUCAAAGAUAAGAGUACGUUAUUAGAGUAUAGAAAGCUUAUUGAAACGCAAAUGGAACGGUUCAAAGUUGUAGAGAGAGAAACAAAAACAAAAGCCUAUUCUAAAGAAGGCUUAGGAGCAGCACAAAAAUUAGACCCUGCACAAAAGGAAAGAGAAGAAGUUAGCAACUGGUUAUCCAAUUCAAUUGAUGCCUUGAAUUUACAGUUAGAUACAUUCGAGUCCGAAAUAGAAUCUUUAUUAGCUGGAAAGAAGAAAAAAUUGGACAAAGAUAAACAAGACAGAAUGGAUGAUCUGAAAGCCAAACUUGAUAAACAUAGGUAUCACAUACGUAAAUUAGAAACAUUAUUACGUAUGCUUGAUAAUAUGUCCGUUGAAGUUGAUACGAUCAAAAAAAUUAAAGACGACGUUGAAUAUUACAUCGAAUCAUCGCAGGAACCCGAUUUUGAAGAAAAUGAAUAUAUAUAUGAUGAUAUAAUUGGUCUUGAUGAAAUUGAAUUAUCGGGAGUAACAAUUCCUUCUUCAGCUACUACUGAUAGUAAUAAUAGUAAUGAUACUGGUGGGACACCAACGUCUACCAAUUCAUGCACUUCUCCUAUUCCAUCUCCCUCUUUAAGUUCAACCAUGCAUAAUCAUUCAAGUGAUAGCUCUACAGAUAAUGAUAAGAAAUCGAAGCCACUAAAGCCAAUGGCUGUGAGACCAAUGCCUAAUACUCAAGCAAGUACAACUAUGACUUGCAGCACCUCUAACAUAAAAACUUCUUUGUCAAGUAGUACACCAAAUAAACAAGCUGUGACAGUAAGCCAUUCUCAAAUAAGUUCCAUGAGUCACGUUACUACGAAUACAGGAAAUUUCGCAACAAUCACAGCAGCUCAUGGUAAUUGUCAAACCAGUCUUUCAUCUUCAAACAAAAUACAACAUGGCAGCGAAAAUGGAUUGCAAUCGUCAAUCAUGGCCAAUGCUGUUAUUACACCUAUAGUUAUUACUCAGCAUCAACAGCAACAAAUGACUCAACAUCAGGCUAUUCAACAACUUCAAACUGUUUCUCAUUCUUCCCAAUCUCAUAUAACUCAACAACAUAAUAACAGUACAGCACCAACACCUCAUAUAAUUAAUAAUCCGCAGAAUCAAAACAUGUCGGAAGAGAUGGAACUAAUUUCUUCUGUACCCUGUUCUGCUACUCCUCAAAUGAGUAAUCAAUCUUCUCCAAUACUGAAUCAUUCUAUUUCGCCCGUGACAUCUACUGCAAAUAGCCAUCUAUCUAAAUUACCUGAUAACAUGUCAACUCUAAAAUCAAUUGCGCAGCAAGUAAUCGUUAGAGCUGGGAUAGAAAUUCCUUUAACUGAAUCUAAUAGGAAUAUAUACGAUACUUCGAAAAUUAAAAAUUCCAUGAACAAUAAUAUUAAUCUUACGGCAGAAGCGCAUAUUCCACCAUUGCUCGGGGUUGCUCCCUUAGGUCCAGUUCCAUUGCAAAAAGAGCAUCAACACCAAUUUCAAAUGAUGGAAGCAGCCUUUUAUCAUAUGCCUCAUCCGUCAGAUUCAGAGCGUAUGAGACCAUACUUACCUCGAAAUAACUGUCCAACUCCUCCUUAUUAUCAACAGGUUCAAUUACCUCAUUCGGAUACUGUAGAAUUUUUUCAACGUCUUUCAACGGAAACGUUAUUUUUUAUAUUCUAUUAUAUGGAAGGAUCGAAAGGACAGUAUCUAGCUGCUAAAGCAUUAAAAAAACAAAGUUGGAGAUUUCAUACAAAGUAUAUGAUGUGGUUUCAAAGACACGAAGAACCAAAAAUCAUUAACGAGGAAUUUGAACAGGGAACUUACGUCUAUUUCGAUUACGAAAAAUGGGGUCAAAGAAAAAAAGAAGGUUUUACAUUUGAAUACAAAUAUUUAGAAGAUCGUGAUUUGAAUUAAGAAUCAUAAAUUAUUUCCUGAAAAGUCGCUACUUCUCUAAUUAUACAAAUAUUUUAUACCACCAUUUAUUAUACUUGUAAAAAAAAUCUGCGUAACUCCAAGAAUUUAAAAAUAUCUAAAUGCUAAGAUAUAUGUUAAAUUUAAACAAUUUUGAAUGACGAUUGUAAGACAUAUUUUGCACCAUAUGUGACGUAACAGUACAUAUGAAGUAUUAAUUUGUCAAAUUUAUCAAGUUAUUAAUAGUAAUUAAAGUAUGCUUAUCUCUAUGAAGGCAAAACUAUUUUUGUCAUCUUCUGUAUCGUACGAAGUUGUGCAUUUUUGUAUACUAAUUAGCCUGUUCUUGAUGAAUUUCUUUUACUAUAAAUUUACGUAAAAAUAAUAUAAUUUCUUUAUACCAAA
Messenger RNA from Trichogramma pretiosum, 2629 nucleotides. RefSeq names its product CCR4-NOT transcription complex subunit 3 (gene Not3). The coding region runs from base 113 to 2230 and encodes 705 amino acids. Gene Ontology annotation, cellular component: CCR4-NOT core complex; P-body; nucleus. The transcript has 9 exons. Gene Ontology annotation, biological process: nuclear-transcribed mRNA poly(A) tail shortening; regulation of DNA-templated transcription. Lineage: Eukaryota; Metazoa; Arthropoda; Insecta; Hymenoptera; Trichogrammatidae. The record is from RefSeq and is a predicted model, not a curated record.